AUGAGCUCCUCGUCGGUAAAGUAUGAAAGCGACACUGGCAGCGACGAGCGAGCGCAACGCACACGAACCAAAAUCCAAGCGAAUUUCCAGAUCGCACGACCGCCACCAAAGUCUUCACUGCGCUUCGCUCCAAAGCUUCUUCUUCAAAUCCAACAACUUGCUCCGAAUCACAGACCAGUCCCGGUACUGGGAAUAUGGCAGCCACCAUUCCGCAAAUCAAAAUUGACCCGCGACUUUCAUCAACGGGUCAAGUUGAGGUCGAGUGAUAUGUAUGCGACUCUUGAUGAGACGUACGUUACCAGUUCGACCGGGCAACGGCAAGAUCCCUCCAAUUCGGAGCAGGAUGAUGACAGCGCCCCUCCACAUAAAGAUGUUGUGGCGGCAAUGUGCCAGAGCGAUGAGACGAUAUCAGAUAUUCAUUUCCGGGACGCACGAUGUAGUUGGCAGGUCAGCGCAGGAUCAACGGGACCCGCUCAAUCGACGCAGUGUUACCGAUUCACCAUCAACGACGAACAGAGAGAUAGCUCCGACCCUGGCAGAAUGACUCUGCAAUGGGAAAAGCGAAGCAAAGAGAACGCACCGGCUGGUUCGGUAGAUGCUGCGAAGUUUGUUCUCCUCUUGAUUGAUCGAACAGCGCGGCGGAAGAGUCGCAUAGCUACCAUGACGCCGGGCGGGUUUGAGAUCGUCGUUCGAAAGACUUCUAUCCUCGAGCACCUGCAAGUAUGCCUUGAUUUAACAGAGCCUGUAUCAUCUACGAGCACGCGAGAUCCCCACGAAGCCUUAGAAACCUGGCUGUAUACGCAAACCCUUACGAUGGGCGUCUGGGUCGCCUACCAGGAAGGAUGGCUCAAUUAG
This is a messenger RNA of Penicillium cinerascens, 855 nucleotides long. RefSeq lists its product as uncharacterized. The transcript has 2 exons. The coding region runs from base 1 to 855 and encodes 284 amino acids. The record is from RefSeq and is a predicted model, not a curated record. NCBI's taxonomy places the organism in Eukaryota, Fungi, Ascomycota, Eurotiomycetes, Eurotiales, Aspergillaceae.